CGUAAAAAUAAAGUCAGCAAGAUGGCGGAGGCGGAAAGUUUGGAGACGGCGUCGGAGCACGAGCGGAUCCUGCGGGAGAUCGAGAGCACGGACUCGGCCUGUAUCGGACCCACACUCCGGUCGGUGUACGAUGGAGAGGAGCACUGGCGGUUCAUGGAGAAGCUGGAGGCCCGGAUUAGGAACCAUGACCGGGAGAUUGAGAAAAUGUGCAACUUCCAUUUCCAGGGAUUUGUUGAUUCCAUCACGGAGCUGCUGAAAGUGCGGGGAGAAGCACAGAAGCUGAAGAUCCAGGUGACAGACACCAAUAACAAGCUGCAGGAAUCAGGGAGGGAGUUGGUUACCGAAAUGGAGGAACUGAAGAAAUGUCGCUCACAGCAAAGGAACAUAGCAGCCACAGUGGACCAACUAACGCUGUGUUUACCAGUACUGGAGAUGUACAGUAAAUUACGGGAGCAACUGAAGACUAAAAGGCAUUAUCCUGCAUUGAAGACUAUGGAGCACAUGGAACACACAUUCUUGCCUCGGGUGAAUCCCUAUCGCUUCUGCACAAUAAUGGUGGAAGAUAUCCCCAGAUUACGAGAGGAGAUAAAGGAAGUUUCCAUGUCUGAUUUGAAGGACUUCCUGGAGAGCAUCCGAAAGCAUUCCGACAAAAUCGGAGAGACCGCCAUGAAACAGGCCCAUCAGCAGAGGAACCUGGAUAACAUUGUCUCUCAGCAGCACAAGAUCGGAACUGGAAAGAAAGUGAAGAAAGAUGGAGUCAUUGGUUUCGACGCAGAGGUGGACAAUACCAGCCCAAUGUCUGAGCAGGAUUCUGGAAUCUUAGAUGUUGAAGAUGAGGAGGAUGAAGAGGAGGUACUAAGCGCCCAAGAUCUGGUCGACUUUUCCCCCGUGUACAGAUGUCUGCACAUAUAUACUGCACUGGGUGCCCAAGAUACAUUUGAGAACUACUACAGGAAACAAAGAAAGAAACAGGCCCGCUUAGUCCUGCAGCCCCCUUCCAACAUGCAUGAAACGUUAGACGGCUACAGGAGGUAUUUUAAUCAAAUUGUAGGAUUUUUUGUAGUUGAAGACCACAUAUUGCACACCACGCAGGGCCUGGUGAACAGAGCGUACAUUGAUCAACUGUGGGAAUUGGCGGUGUCCAAAACCAUGUCGGCACUCAGGACUCAUUCAUCAUACUGCUCUGACCCGAAUUUGGUCUUGGAUUUGAAGAACCUUCUAGUACUCUUUGCGGACACUCUGCAGGGUUAUGGAUUUCCAGUAAAUCAGUACUUCGACAUGCUGCUCGAGAUAAGAGAUCAAUAUGGUGAAAUUCUGCUCAAGAAGUGGUCUGGGGUGUUCAGGUAUAUUUUAGACUUGGAUAACUAUAGCGCCAUCCCUGUCUCAAGUGAAGAGGAAUACAAGAGAGUGAUGGGCCAAUUUCCAUUCCAUGAUCCAGAACUGGAAAAUCAACCCUUCCCCAAAAAGUUCCCAUUCUCGGAAUUUGUACCUAAAGUCUACUCCCAGAUUAAAGAGUUUAUCUACGCUUGCCUCAAGUUUUCAGAGGACCUUCAUCUGAGCUCAACUGAGGUAGAUGACAUGAUCCGGAAAUCCACCAACCUCCUGCUGACCAGGACACUGAGCAACUGUUUACAAAAUGUCAUCAAGAAGCAGCACGUAGGACUCACUGAGCUUGUGCAGAUUAUCAUCAAUACAACGCAUCUGGAGCGAUCCUGCAAGUUUCUGGAGGAGUUCAUCACGAACAUUACCAAUGUACCUCCAGAGACAAUUCAUGCCACCAAGCUGUAUGGUACAGCCACCUUCAAGGACUGUCGACAUGCUGCAGAGGAGGAGAUCUACACCAAACUGAAUCAGAAGAUUGACCAAUUUCUGCAGCUGGCGGACUACGACUGGAUGAGAGCAGAGACCAACGGCCACGCCAGUGAUUACUUAGUCGACCUCAUUGCUUUCCUGCGCAGUACUUUUGCCGUGUUCACACAUUUACCAGGCAAAGUGGCCCAGACAGCCUGCAUGUCCGCAUGCAAACAUCUCUCUACAUCUCUUCUGCAGCUGCUCCUGGAUACCGAGGUCAAGCAAAUCACCAUGGGAGCCUUAAAACAGUUUAACAUGGACAUUGAGGAGUGCGAGCACUUUGCCAGAUCCGGACCGGUGCCUGGGUUCCAAGGGGACACGCUGCAGUUGGCCUUCAUCGACUUGAGACAACUUCUGGAUCUCUUCAUCCAGUGGGAUUGGUCAACAUACCUAGCAGAUUAUGGGCAGCCCAACUGCAAAUACCUGAGGGUGAAUCCAACAACAGCCCUCGCCUUGCUGGAUAAAAUGAAAGACACCAGCAGGAAGAACAAUGUCUUUGCACAGUUCCGCAAGAACGAACGGGACAAGCAGAAGCUCAUAGAUACCGUGGCAAAACAGCUCAGGAGUCUAAUCAACAGCAUGUCCCACCACCAUUGAACCUGCUCCAGUCCUUCCCUCCCUCCCUCCCUCCCUCUUUCCCUGUUGGUUGCACAUAAUGCUGGAUAUUGGACAAUGUGCCAUCACGACCACGGAAACUGAGACCAGUGCACUCCUUUAAAGGGGCAACAAGUGUUUGGCAAGCUUCUUUUUCUGUUGUUGCUUUGUUUACAAACUUGCUGAGAAAUGUUGCAAACUGCCUUGCAAGGUAUCGUGGGGCUGCUGUGAAGGCAAAGAGCAAUGCCACUGCUCAGUAUCCCUCCUGCAGACACACAUGGCUUUGCUGAUCAAUUCAUGGACACGGUGCCCGUUUUAUGAGAAAACACUACACCUCUUGAUAGUUCAUGGGGGUAUUUUUUGGAUGAGCGGAUUUUGUGCAGCAGUUCAAAGCAAAGAUCUGCCAUCUCUAAACCUUACGCUAGACUUUAGGACCCACAGGAGAUUGGAGGGGUCCGCAGAAAUGCUGAAUAUUGACCCUCAACCUGGACUGCACGACUGAACAUUUCUCCUUUCGUCACUCGCAAACCCUCUUCUCCUCUCUCCCUUCUGCCUUCAUUCUAGGCCAAGCUGCAUCCCAUGGAGCCGUACCUUCCACCCUCAUCAUUGCUAUCUGCCACCAAAUGAACUCAUUAACUCACAGUUACUGCUUGGAACACUUUUUCCAUUCAGAUGUCUUGCACUGAUUACUGAACACAUUCCACAGCCCCACUUUCAGGUGACACCAUUCUUGGAAGUGAAUCCACGUUAUCACCAAAAAAAAUCAACACGCAUUUUUUGUUCAUACUGCCUUAUUUUCAAAUAUAAACCAGCGAAUGCUGACAUUUUUAAGGGAAUGGCGAGGCCAAUUGUGUGACGGAGCUGAAUUAACAUCAGGAGAGAUAAAGUCAGUAACACAGGGAGGGUUUACUGGGUGACAGCGUGAGGGAGCUGGAUUAACAUCAGUAGACAUAAGUAGACUUCAGUGACAUAACAUGCUGAGGGAGGGGUUACUGAGUGACAGUGUGUGGGAGCCAGUUUAACAUCAGUAGAGAUACUGUCAGUAACACGGUGCUAGGGAGAGGGGUUACUGGGGUGACAAUGCAAGGGAACUGGAUUAACAUUGUAAAAUACAGGGGGCUGGGGGAGGAAUUUUUUUGUGUGCAUGAUGUACAUGGAAUCUCAUCACAUUUGAGUCUCCAAGCCCAUGCAGGCAGAUAUGGAGUGUGCAAUCUCUGCCUGUAGGGACCACACUUAGCUGGGUUUAGACAGAGUUUGGUAAGUGCCUUCUGAGGAACCUUGUGUUUUCCCAGUGGCGUAACCAAAUGAAGAUGUGCAGUUCGCCAGCACAGAGCAUUAGGAAGCUUCUUGCUGUACGUCCGGUCAGGACUGCACUUCCCAUUAGCUCAUUGCUGUCUCCAGCUGAACAGAGCCAGAUAAAAGAAUGCCCACUGUGAAGAUCAGACAGCCCCAUCAACAGCUCAUUACCAAGCCAGGCUGGAUGGCUUAAUCGCCAAUUAUGUCCGACAGCCUGGCUUUACACAUCAGUAUGAGUGAGCCUGCCCUUACCAACUGUGUCAUCUUUGGCAAUUUAUCCCUUAAUUGACCCUGCUUAACUAGUGGAUAAGUACAGAUUAGUUGAGUGCUAGAAGUGGCAGAAACUUGCUGAUGAAAGGCAAACGAGCGCCACAGCUCAUUGAAGCAGUGAGGUGUCAAGGUGGAAAGAGCUUAAGAACUCGAUGAUAGAAGGGAGUUGGCUUAACAUCAGUGCAGACACAAUCACCUUUCUUGAGCCCCAUCGCAUUGUCUGGAUCUGCCUUUCAUUAGCAAGUGACAUUUUCACAUUUCAUUUGGCGAACAUUGUGAUUGUUCAACAUUAAUACCGAAAAAUGGAACAUUUUUUGCAAGGGUCAAUUACUUAUAAGGCACACCUAGAUUUACAGGCACAGCACAGGUCUAGAUGCAAAAUUCCUUCCUGUAUUUUGACCACAAACUCAAGAGUAUGCCCCCCUACUGCGAGGGUGUGAAAUUUUCCCUUCUACUCCACCAGCCAAGCACAAUCACCUCUUUGGAGUCAGAGGGCCAAAUUUUUGGAGCUAUAUGCUGCUGCGAUCCUGGCUUCAGAAGUGAAAAUUCAAUGCCUCACCCACUGAGCCAACCAGUCAGUUACUUUAAAAGACCAAUAGCAGUGGCUCCUGACAGCAAGGUUUAGCACUCACAUUCUAGGUCAGUAACCAUUUUAAAUACAUUAAAUCAUUUCUGGAACAUCCUAACCUUGAAAAGAAAAUGUGAAGCGCUUUACAGCAGAGCAGUGCAUUCACUCCGGGAGUAUCUCUUCAUCCAGAGCUGGAAGAUGUUGCUCCCCUGCCUCCCUGUCUCACCGGCUGAUCUUGGCCAGAGUUCCAGUUGAGUUGCACUCUCAUCAACCCUCUCGCCCUCAGUUCAGUUGGGAGGAACGCGACUGGCUCCCGAACUCGUCAUAUUCCGAAACCCCGUUCUCCUUCAGGUGGUUAAACUGCGUGCGAGUUGGACUGCGCUGCUCCCGUAUUCCAAUAUCCUGGACUGGCUGAGUUUGUGGAUGGCCUGCAUUGACAGAACUGGACCCGAACAAGAGUUGACAUCUUUCGGCGACGUUAGGGGAUGAUGACCGAGGCAAGAAUAUAGCUACAUGUGCUCCCUAGUCACAGGACAGUUUUAUUUUGCCACCAGUAAUAACUCUAAGAUGAUGUUGCUGAGUCUGAGGAGAUCUUCAUUGCUGUUUAAGUGUUUUCCUCUCUGUACCAGCCUGGUACAAGGCACAUUUGAUUGUUAAUUUGAAAUUACUUGACGGACUGCAGCGACCUCUUUAUCCCCAGUGCGAACAGCAUUAGAUGCCCGAUUGUACUAACAAGAUAAGGUGGACAAAAAUUAAACCCUACGAAUGCUGGAAAUUGGAAAUUUACAGGGACAGGAAGUCAUGGAUUUAUAUAGUCAACAUCUGUCAAAGGCAAGACUAGAACAUCAGGUGGACUAUGAAUAAGGGCUGAUGAGAGCAACAACUUGUAUUUAUGUAACACCUUUAACAGAGUAAAUCUUCCCAAGGUGCUUCACAGGGACAUUAUUAAACAAAAUUUGACACUGAAUCAGAUAAGGGAUAUGACGUCAGAUAACCAAAAGAUUUAUCAAAAAUAUCGAUUUUAAGUAGCAUCUUAAAGGAGGAAAGAGAGGCACAAGAAAUUUAAAGAGUGAAUUUCAGAGCUUGUGGCCUUGGCGGGUAAGGGUAGAGCCACCAUAAUGAAGCAAUUAAAAUCAAGAGAAGAAUGCAUAUAUCUCAGAGGGUUGUAGGGCUGGAGAAGAUGACAGAGGUGGGGAGGGGUGAGGCCAUGGAGAAAUUUGAAAACACCAAAAAUCAGUGUUACUUAGCAGAAAGUCAUUGUAGGUCAGUAAGCACAAUGUGAUGUGUGAACCAAAUUUGGCACAAGUCAGAACACAGCAGAGUUUUGGAUGACCUCAAUUUUACAGAUGGUAGAACAUGAGAGGCCAGCCAAAGUGCACUGGAAAUGUCAAGCCUAGAGAUAACAAAAGGCAUGGCUGAGGUUUCUGGACAGGGUAUCUGAGGCAAGGGCGAAGCUGGAUACGAUGGGCUCGAUAAAUCGUUGUGCUCAUAAACCUUCUAUGUUUCAGAGGUGAAAAAAGACAGUCUUACUGAUGUUGUGGAGAUGUGGAAGCUCUUCUUGGUCAAGUAUGACACCAAAGUUACGAACAAUCUAGUUCAGCCUGAGAUAAAUGAAAGGGCGAGAAGGAUAGAGUUUGUGAUUAGGAAAUUGAGGAAUCUGAGAUGGGGGCAGCAAACAAUGGCUUCAGUCUUCCCAAUAUUUAGUUGGAGGAAAUUUCUGAUCAUCUAAUGCUCAUCCAAUGUUGGACAAGCAAUCUGCCAGUUUAGAGACAAGUGGAGAGGUCAAGGAAGGAUUUGGCGAGGUAGAACUGGGUGUAAUCUGAGCUGUAUUUUCGAAUGAUAUUGCCAAAUGGUGGCAAGCAGAUGAGAAAUGGAAGGUGCCAAGAAACUAUACAUGGAGUCACCAGAGGUAAUAGUGUGGGAGUAAGAGGAGAAGUCAUUGCAGAUAUAUCUCUGGCUACAACUGAAUAGUUAAGAAUGGAACCAUGCGAGUACAGUUCCACCCAUGGGAGCCAUGGAGAGGUGUUGGAGGAGGAUGAUGAGGUCAACCACAUCAAAGGCCUAGGCAGUUAAAGAAGGACUAAUAGGGAUAGCUUAGCUUUGUCACAGUCACAUAAAAUCUCAUUUGUCCCAUUAAUAAGAGCCAUUUCAGUACUGUGUCAGGGACAGAAACCUGAUCAGAAGGUAUUCAAACAUGGAAUUCAGGGAAAGAUGGGCACAUAUUUGGAAGGCGAUAAUAUGUUCAAGGACUUUGAGAGGAAACAGAAGUGGGUUGGUAUGUUGCAAGUACAGAUGCAUCAAAGAUCUGUUUUGAGGAAUGGUGUGAUGAUAGCAAAUUUGAUGGGGAGCUGGAGGUUUCUGAGGAGCGAGAACUGUUAACAGUAUCAACUAACAUUAAUAUAAGCAGGAUUGUGAAGAACAGAGAAUGGUCAUUAGACCCCACAAGCCUCUUCACCCUUUCACAUAUCAACCAAGCUCUUCCCAAUAUUCAUCAAUCACUAAUCGCUAAAUCUCUUAUUCAUCGUAUAUAUCAAUUUUUUCCCGCUAUUUAUCUCAUUCUGUUAUUCAUUAUAUCUCUCAGCCCCACCCCUUGAAUCCCUCCUCACUACAUCUUUCAGUCGCUUCUCACCAUAAUCCUCAAUCCUUCGCUACCAUUUCUCUCAACUCCUCCCCCAUAACAUUUAACCUCUUCUCCUGACAUCCCUUAAUCUCUUCUGUCCUAUCCCUGAAUCCCUUAACCAUCAUAUCCCUCAUUCUCAACUCACCAUACACCCAUAUGUUGUUUCCUUCCAAAAACAUAGCUGAUUGUCUCUUUACUCCAGUUACACAGCUCACUUCAAAAUGCUUUGCUGGUAACUGAUUCCAAGCCUCUUGUUGCUUUGGGUGAAGAAAUUCCCACUAACUUCCGUUCUUCCUCCUGAUAUAAUCUAAAUUAUGUCCACUGGAAUGAAAUUCCUAAUGAAACAGAUUGCCUGUCAAUUGACUUUGUAAUCCUUAAAACUUAAGUCACCUUGAUGAUUCUUUUCAAAAGAUACAUAAUUGCAAGGAGCUUGCUGCAGAUGGUGAUUGACUGGCUUUAUAUUUCCGGAACUUUCUGUUUUAUCCUGACAUUAGUUGGUACUAAUAAUUCAAGCAAAUUAUGUCACUCAGAAAGACUGCCCACUUUGUCACACUAUUUUCAAUGGGCAUGCUUGACCUUGAAUUAGGGGGAUUGGAUGGGGAAUGGGGAAGAGUACAGCCAUAACUGCUUUUUAUUAAUAUGUUAUGAAAAGGGAACACCUAAACACGUACAGAUUGUAUAUAUAGAAGCUCUCGGUGAACACAGCUUACAGUAUCCUAGGCCACUACAUAAAGAAGAGUACAUGAUUUGCAGGGUAGGUGUUGGGUUUGCUGGAGGUUUGCUUACUGACUGUUAUAAUCAUUGUAAUACUCAGUGUCAUGUUUCACUUAUGCACUCCUAGUUCUCGGCCUCAUCAGGCUGCUAGGUGGCUAGUUUCUGUUUUUUAUUCUUCAAAUGUUCUAUUUGUUGGAAAUUGCACAGGUAUUUUUUUUUGCACAAAUGCGGAAUUUACAAAAAAAAUGAACAAAACGAGGGGGCAAAUUGUUUUCUUUGCUUGUUACCCAUUUGCAAGGUGCAAAUUAUCAUGGGAAAGACUUGCUACCCUCAGCAUAUAGACCACGGGUUGACCGAAAUAAAACUGCUUAGUUGGC
Carcharodon carcharias (great white shark) is the source of this 8290-nucleotide messenger RNA. RefSeq names its product exocyst complex component 6B. The record is from RefSeq and is a predicted model, not a curated record. Gene Ontology annotation, cellular component: exocyst; membrane. The transcript is spliced from 22 exons. Lineage: Eukaryota; Metazoa; Chordata; Chondrichthyes; Lamniformes; Lamnidae. Bases 22 to 2448 code for a protein of 808 amino acids. Gene Ontology annotation, biological process: Golgi to plasma membrane transport; exocytosis; intracellular protein transport.